AUCCGGAGGAGGAGGAGUGGCCGGAAGAGCUUGAGGCCUGCGCUGGUGACCCAGAGCGGCCAACUAAAAUGACCCUGUCUCCGUAGUAUUUGGGCAGGAUGGACCGUAGAGCGUAAGACAUUAAAAAAAAAAAAAAAAAAAAAAAAAGAACGAAGAAAGAAACCCUGGAAGUCCUGAUGCGGCACGUUUUUUUGCCAGAAGGUGAAAGAAGAAAUCGGAAGUGACGUCGUGGCCAAAACAAGCCCGAUCUUGGGGGCCUGUGCUCAAUCUGUGACCGCAGAUGGAAAGGCCCGACUCGCUCUCUGCUGUCAAAGGUGGUCGCAAGGUUCUGCGCGCCCACUCGGUCGGCCUCUUGCCCUUGUCCCCGGGAUCCGCUCACCACGGGUGAGCGAGUUUCAGCCUGGGAUUUUUCCGGCACAGCUAGCCGGUGGCGACAGAGCGGACUUCCCUCCUUACAAGCGUCUCCCCUCCAGCGGGCUCCUGUCCUGGGACGCCGAGACACCUGUCGCCAAUUUUUUAAUAUCCAGAUUCCAAGAGUACACUGGAUACUGCUCUAUAAAACCAAGAGGAAGUCAUGAAGAAAUGUUUUAAUUGAGUCUACAGUGAAAAUUAUGGCUACAUCAGCAAAUCUGGAUAUUGGAGCCCAACUGAUAGUGGAAGAGUGUCCCAGCAGUUAUAGUCUAACUGGCAUGCCAGACGUUAAAAUAGAACAUCCACUGGACCCAAAUUCAGAAGAAGGAUCAGCUCAGGGUGUUGCCAUGGGAAUGAAAUUCAUAUUGCCUAACCGAUUCGAUAUGAAUGUGUGUUCUCGAUUUGUGAAGUCCUUAAAUGAAGAGGAUAGUAAAAACAUUCAAGAUCAGGUUAACUCUGACCUGGAGGUGGCAUCUGUCCUAUUUAAAGCUGAAUGCAAUAUCCAUACAUCUCCUUCUCCGGGAAUUCAAGUAAGGCAUGUCUACACCCCCUCUACAACAAAACAUUUCUCACCCAUAAAACAGUCAACUACUUUAACCAACAAACACAGAGGAAAUGAGGUCUCUACCACACCUCUAUUAGCAAAUUCUUUGUCUGUUCACCAGUUGGCUGCUCAGGGAGAGAUGCUCUACCUGGCUACUCGUAUUGAACAAGAAAAUGUUAUCAAUCACACGGAUGAAGAAGGAUUUACUCCUCUGAUGUGGGCUGCAGCACACGGGCAAAUAGCUGUGGUAGAGUUUCUACUUCAGAAUGGUGCUGAUCCCCAACUUUUAGGAAAAGGUCGAGAAAGUGCACUGUCAUUGGCCUGUAGUAAAGGUUAUACAGAUAUUGUCAAAAUGCUGCUUGAUUGUGGAGUUGAUGUGAAUGAAUAUGACUGGAAUGGAGGGACACCUUUGCUUUAUGCUGUACAUGGAAAUCAUGUGAAAUGUGUAAAGAUGCUCUUAGAAAAUGGAGCUGACCCAACAAUUGAAACCGACUCUGGAUAUAAUUCUAUGGAUUUAGCUGUAGCUCUGGGCUACAGAAGUGGAUCUUGGGACAAGAAGUGUGCUGCCGUAAAAGUACGUCUGGACUGAAGGAAAUCUUUGGAAUCUUGGAAUCCAUAAAUUCUGACUCAGUCUACUGGUACAGUUGAAAGGUGUUUAAGCGAUGUCAGCCAAGAAUCCUGUACCCAAGAGUCUAUUAUUUUAGUACCAGUGGUCAAGAAUAGAUGAUACUCUAGCUCUCUUUUCUACAACGCUUUCUACAAGGCUCUGACACUUAGAGGCUUUAAGCUUAGAGGAGAAUCUUCAGACAAGCAUCUGAUAAAAGCAGAAAUGAUAAUGAAACUGAAUGACUGUCAUUAGUGAAAGGAGGAAAGUAAAAUUCUCUAUUGUGGAACUCUACAUAAUUAUUUCAUAAAAAAUUGACCAAUAUUUCCCCCGAGGGUAAGAACAAAUCUCCAGGGCCUUUCCAUAAAAUGUACAAUAUCUUAAAUAUUUAUAAUAGCAUUUUACCCAUACAAACUUAAC
Cynocephalus volans (Philippine flying lemur) is the source of this 1979-nucleotide messenger RNA. RefSeq names its product ankyrin repeat family A member 2 (gene ANKRA2). The record is from RefSeq and is a predicted model, not a curated record. Bases 612 to 1544 code for a protein of 310 amino acids. Gene Ontology annotation, molecular function: protein binding. Lineage: Eukaryota; Metazoa; Chordata; Mammalia; Dermoptera; Cynocephalidae. Gene Ontology annotation, biological process: regulation of gene expression. The transcript is spliced from 9 exons. Gene Ontology annotation, cellular component: nucleus.